Messenger RNA from Cucumis melo (muskmelon), 855 nucleotides. RefSeq lists its product as uncharacterized. Bases 146 to 649 code for a protein of 167 amino acids. The record is from RefSeq and is a predicted model, not a curated record. Lineage: Eukaryota; Viridiplantae; Streptophyta; Magnoliopsida; Cucurbitales; Cucurbitaceae. The transcript is spliced from 2 exons.
GCUAAACUUAGCUUUACGUGUUCUAAGAUUUAUACCAAGAAAUUAAAUGUCUUCUGAUAAAGCUUCUUUGUAACAUACUUCUCCAUGUUUGGCUUGCUAUCUGAGAUAAUUUGGAGUAGAGGCACUGGCAUGAGCAUGUGCACUGAUGCAGGCAUAUCAAGGAAAGAAUGGGAAAUGGCAAGGAUCAGUAGGGGGCUUAGUUGAUGCACCGAUGGACAAAGUAUGGCCAGUGGUCACUCAAUCCAAAAGGCUACAGGAGUGGAUGCCAAUGGUUGAGAGAUGCACCGAUGUAGCCGGAGAGGAAGGCGUUCCAGGCUACGAAAGGGUCGUUUCAGGCUUCAUGUUCCCGCUGAAAGAUGGAGAAAGGUCAUGGAUCAGAGAGAAGCUGCUUUCCAUGGACCCAUCAGCUCACUGUUACAGUUACAAACUGGAAGCAAGCAACGUGGGCUUAGAUGGAUCCGUCAACACAUUAAAGCUUGUGGACUAUGGAGAAGAUUCAACAUUAAUUGAAUGGAAGUUUGAGAUAAAUCCUUUGGAAGGUGUUUGUGAAGAGAGCAUCAUUGAUUAUCUGGGAUUUCUUUACAAAUCUUGCAUCAACAAAAUUGAAGGUGCCAUUCAAGCAGCCGCAGCAGAAUCUAAAUAUGUUUGAGUAGAAACCGUUUCUUUUCUAAACUUUGAUAGGUAACAAUUUAACUCUCACGUAAUAGGAAACAGCAGAAUCUAAACUUUGGUAAGUAACAAUUUAGUUGAAUUUAGUCCUCAACGUAGAUGGAAUUUACCAAAGUUUAAUGUCAACUUUUACCUAAUGUAGAUUUGUAUUUCAAAAAUUGUUGAGUAUUCAAUUAAUUUAUCAAU